AUGGCGAUAUCAGCAGAUAUCAGAGUAUCUAUAGCUUUGAGUUCAUGCAAAUUCAGUACCCCUCGACCUCGAGCCUCGUCUCAUUUUCCCCCUUCUAAGGUGUCCUGCAGCGUGUUCACCAGUGGGGCCAUACCAAAAUGCUUUCGUCAUGUACUAAGUACCGAUACCACACGUUGCCACUCUAAACGGCCUCUUUGGGUUUUCGGAGACUAUAAGCUCUCGCAAAAUCCCAUCAGCCAAGAAUUCGAGAAUUUUCUACUCAACGUAAUCAAAUUAAACUUCUUUGAACGGCUAAACCUGGCAUGGAAGAUACUAUUCCCAUCACCCGCGAGCAAAAGGAAUUCCAACGCAAACAUCGCCAAACAGCGCCUUAAGAUGAUCUUGUUCUCCGAUCGAUGUGCUGUUAGUGAAGAGGCCAAACAGAAAAUUGUGACCAAUGUCGUAAGUGCCUUGUCUGAUUUCGUUGAGAUCGAGUCUCAGGACAAAGUUCAGUUGAGUGUCUCGACUGAUCCUGAUCUCGGGACCAUUUACUCUGUCACGGUGCCCGUGAGACGUGUGAGGCCGGAGUAUCAACUUGAUGACGAGACUGGGUCGAUAACGAAUAUCGAGUAUAGGGACAGGGGAGAAACAUCGGGCUCGGUUGAUGUCACUUUUGAUUUUUAUAUUCCCGGUGACAAAUCGGAGGAUUUUAGUGUGUGA
Molecule: messenger RNA, 699 nt
Organism: Striga hermonthica
Lineage: Eukaryota; Viridiplantae; Streptophyta; Magnoliopsida; Lamiales; Orobanchaceae
Source: the annotation of a GenBank genome assembly